AUGACACUCGCUACCCUUCGCGAGUCUAUUCAGGCAGAAUCGACUGUUCCUCCAACCUCGCAGCACAUCUACCACAACGGCCGCCUAAUUUCGGAUGAUACCCAGACCAUGGAGCAGCUGCAGAUUGUGGAUGGAGAGAUGCUGGCCGUGCACGUCAGGGAUAUGCGAGGAAGCACUGGUGUACCCGAACAACCUCGACGCCCUCAGCCUAGGAGACCGGCUCAGAACGAACAGGACCCUGAGCUCAUCCGCCUUCAGAUUCUUGGCCAGCCUGCCCUGAGACAACAGCUCCAGUCACAACACCCAGAACUGGCUGCUGCAGUUGACAACCCUGCUCGUUUUGCACAAAUCUUCCGUGACAGCCAGAAUCGAGAGCAACGCGAGCGUCAGGAACGACAGCGGGAGAUCGAGAGACUGAACGAUGACCCUUUCAACGUUGAGAACCAGCGAAAGAUCGAGGAGAUGAUUCGACAGGAGCGAGUCAUGGAGAACUUGCAAAACGCCAUGGAACACAACCCCGAAGUUUUCGGAAGAGUUCACAUGCUCUACGUUGAUGUAGAAGUAAAUGGUCACCCAGUCAAGGCGUUUGUUGACUCCGGUGCUCAAGCCACCAUCAUGUCGCCCUCUUGUGCUGAGGCCUGUGGCAUAAUGAGACUGAUCGAUACUCGAUUUGCUGGUGUAGCUCACGGUGUCGGAACAGCAAGAAUUAUCGGCCGUGUUCAUUCCGCCCAGAUCAAAAUUGGAAACCUGUUCCUCCCCUGCAGCUUUACUGUCAUGGAGGGCCGAUCAGUUGACCUUUUGCUCGGUCUCGACAUGCUGAAACGACACCAAGCGACUAUUGAUCUGGCUAGAGACAAGCUCAUUAUCCAAGGUGAAAUGAUUCCUUUUUUGGGAGAGGCUGAGAUCCCCAAGGCGGAAGAGGAGGAGGCUGCACAAGAGCCAACUUUGCCUGGUCCCGAUGGCACAGCAAUCGGACAACGUACCGGAGCCGUUGUGCCUCCUGGCCAGCACCAACAGCAGAUCCCUGCCAGACCGCAAGCCGCACCAUCCCCUGCUGCAGCUGCAGCUCCCGCCCCCUCCGCACCCCAAGCGCCUCCUGCUGCACAGCCUGCUCCAACAACAGCAAACAUCUCGCCACAAGCAAUCGAGAGCCUUAUCUCGAUGGGUGCCACUCGGGAGCAAGCCAUCCAGGCCCUCCAGGCCGCAGAAGGCGACCCGGAUGUUGCUGCUGGGUUGAUUUUCUUCUAG
Molecule: messenger RNA, 1248 nt
Organism: Fusarium musae
Lineage: Eukaryota; Fungi; Ascomycota; Sordariomycetes; Hypocreales; Nectriaceae
Gene: DDI1
Product: DNA damage-inducible protein 1
Exons: 2
Coding region: 1-1248 (415 amino acids)
Biological process (GO): proteolysis
Molecular function (GO): protein binding; aspartic-type endopeptidase activity
Source: RefSeq, a predicted model, not a curated record